UCCGGAGGAGGUUCUGUGUGUAUCUCGUGUCCGUCUCCUCUAAAGUUCCCCCGGUGUCCUUGGAUUGCACCGCAAUGGGCUGGUUUCCGGACGAGGCUCGGUCGUUGCCGCCGCCGGGGCUGGUGAACAGGAACUCGGUGUGGCUCGGCUUUGUGGGGUACCUGACUGCCAUUUCCCACAACGCGGUCAGCCACUUUCCAGCUCUGCGGGCGGGUGUGCAUCGUCAGCUGCUGUUUACCAGUAUUGGCUUUUUCCUUGGAUACCAUGGUACCAAAUACGAAAAUUACAAGAAUGCAAAAUUAGAUCGGGAUCUGUUUGAAUACAUGAGACAACACCCAGAGGAUUUCCAGAAACCAGAAAAGAAAACUUUUGCUGAAGUAUUGGAAGAGUUCCACCCAGUCCGUUAGAUAUUUUGGCACAAUGUUCCAGCUCUUCUGUCUGUGAUGGACUAUAAUUAUGAUUUGAAAACAUUACGUUUUCCUGUGUUAUGACUAAUAUUAAAAAAAAAUUAAAAUGUG
Molecule: messenger RNA, 518 nt
Organism: Bombina bombina (fire-bellied toad)
Lineage: Eukaryota; Metazoa; Chordata; Amphibia; Anura; Bombinatoridae
Gene: NDUFC2
Product: NADH:ubiquinone oxidoreductase subunit C2
Exons: 3
Coding region: 75-407 (110 amino acids)
Biological process (GO): mitochondrial electron transport, NADH to ubiquinone
Cellular component (GO): mitochondrial inner membrane
Source: RefSeq, a predicted model, not a curated record